AUGUCUACAGAAGGCAUAGAUAUAAGGAAGAAGUGCCCUGAAGGAAAAAGUCUUGGUACCUGUCAAGAUGAUUCUCAGGUUGAGGCAAAAAGAGGAAGGCUUAGGGAUGUUGAUAAUAGAGAGACGGGCUACAAAUAUUGCAGACAUAAGUAUGAUUCACAUAAACUGUGGAUAGACCAAGUUACAUAUGGCAAUCAGCCCAUUAAAAUAGAAGGUAAUGACGGUAAAAAGUCUAUUUCAUUCUCCGAUAUACACCCUAAGGUAUGGGAGGUAACAACUUACUAUUCUUUUGAACAUGAUAAUGGUAAGACAACUAUAAAAGUUCCUCUUGCACUCAGGGUACAAAGUAAUACUAGCGAAUAUAAUUGUGGUAACUAUUGCUGGUACGAAAAUUUGGGUAGGGAUAACUUAACAUGGAGGUCAAUUUCUAGUACUCAAAACUUUCCUGAAGAUGACCCAGGGAAAGGUGGAAAUGAGUUCAAGAAUAAACUAGAUGAACUUGCCUGUAAACUACAUAAACUUCAUAUCGUUGACAUCUACAAGAUAAGUAACUAUAAAUGCGCAUGUGGUAAGGCCAACGUCACAGUUACUCCUAUCACAGAUAAAAAUGAUGGAGAUUUAAAAGGCUAUAUAAAAUACGAGUAUUCUUACGCUAGUGACAAAAACUUUGUUAGAUACAAAAGAGUUAACAUUAAAGAUGGAGAUGAUGACAAACUUCUUACACUUAACAAAGAUACCCCUAAGCUAUCGGCCUACUACUGGGACCAAGAUGAAAAGCGUAGGAAGAAACCCUUACUUAUGGAAGUACAUGUUCAACGUUUUAGUGGAAUACCAGUUAUUGUUAGUAACAAUGGGGAUUCUGAUAGCAAACAAUGGACUAUGAUAAUGCCUGAAAGUGGCGAAUUACAACUCAAAGGUGAUGAACUCAAAAAGGCACUCCAUAAACAAAGUGCAAACUUUUCAGACCUGUAG
Theileria equi strain WA is the source of this 972-nucleotide messenger RNA. RefSeq lists its product as hypothetical. Lineage: Eukaryota; Apicomplexa; Aconoidasida; Piroplasmida; Theileriidae. The transcript has a single exon. The coding region runs from base 1 to 972 and encodes 323 amino acids. The record is from RefSeq and is a predicted model, not a curated record.